CUAGCUAUAUUCAACGCCACAGUUGUUGUUGUGCCUUCUACUCCUCACCUUCUCUGCAACUACAAUUGAGAGAGACGUACAGACUACCCGACAGACAGACAGACCGACCGACACAACUCAAAAUCCAAGAAAAUACACAAGAGAGAGAGAAAGUGCUGAGUUGUGUGUCUAAUAAAGCUGUGAUUUUGUGAAGGAAAGGUGGUUGCUUUUGAUCUGAAUAAGGGUCAACUGGGUAAGUUGACUUGGAAUUUGAAAUGGGUUUUGGUUUAAUUUAGAUAUUUUUUUGAUUGGGAGUGAAAGAAGAAGAAGAAGAGCACAAUGGCUUGGAAGGGUAGAGGAGUGGAGACAGCUUCGAAGAGUGUGGUGUCUAGGAAAUGGACUCUGCUGCUUUGUAUUGGGUGCUUCUGUGCUGGGAUGCUCUUCUCUGAUAGAAUGUGGAUGGUGCCUGAAGUUAAAGGUAUAUCAAGGACAACAAGUGUUGAAGAUGAAAAGCUAAAGUUAAUUUCAGAGGGUUGUGUUCCAACAAAUAAGGAUGUGAAGCAUGAAUCCAAGGACAUUCUAGGGGAAGUUUCAAGGACUCACAAUGCUAUACAAAAUUUGGAUAAAACAAUUUCAAAUUUGGAGAUGGAAUUAGCUGCUGCCAGAGCUGCACAGGUGUCUAUACUUAAUGGUUCUCCCAUAUCAGAAGAUCUUAAUAUUUCUGGAUCAAGUAGGAAAAGAAAAUACUUGAUGGUUGUAGGUAUCAAUACUGCUUUUAGCAGCCGUAAGCGUAGAGAUUCAGUUCGUGCUACUUGGAUGCCUCAAGGUGAUAAAAGAAAGAAGCUUGAGGAAGAGAAGGGAAUUGUAAUUCGAUUUGUAAUAGGUCACAGUGCUACAUCUGGUGGUAUCCUUGAUAGAGCAGUAGAAGCUGAGGACAAAAAGCAUGGUGACUUGUUGAGACUGGACCAUGUUGAGGGUUAUCUUGAAUUGUCAGCCAAGACGAAGAUAUACUUUGCCACUGCUGUUGCUUUGUGGGAUGCAGAUUUCUAUGUCAAAGUUGAUGAUGAUGUACAUGUAAAUAUAGCAACACUUGGAGCAACUUUAGCAAGACAUCGGUCAAAGCCCAGGUUGUAUAUUGGAUGCAUGAAAUCUGGUCCUGUCCUUGCUCAAAAGGGAGUGAGAUACCACGAACCUGAGUAUUGGAAAUUUGGUGAGGAAGGAAACAAGUAUUUUCGUCAUGCUACAGGACAGUUAUAUGCUAUUUCAAAAGAUUUGGCUACUUAUAUUUCAAUCAACCAGCACGUGCUACACAAGUAUGCAAAUGAGGAUGUUUCCUUGGGUUCAUGGUUCAUUGGAUUGGAUGCAGAGCAUAUUGAUGACCGAAGAUUAUGUUGCGGUACACCACCUGAUUGUGAGUGGAAGGCUCAGGCAGGCAACGUCUGUGUUGCAUCAUUUGAUUGGAGCUGCAGUGGGAUCUGCAAGUCUGCUGAGAGGAUCAAGGAGGUUCACCGGCGGUGUGGAGAAGGUGAGAAUGCUUUGUGGAGCGCAGAGUUUUGACAAAUAUCAAUUCUUCCAAACUCAGGAGGAAGCAAAUGCAUGGCAUGGGUUUGUCUUAGAAAUGUAUGGUACAGAUAAUGUUUGUUACAUGAAGAUGUAAAUCAGAUGGACAGAGAUGUAAGAGAAGGAAGCAAAGAGAGAGAGAGAGAGAGAGAGAGAGAGAGAGAGGGUUGGUUUCUUUUUCUGGGGGUUCUACUCCAUUUUAGAAUAGGAGAGAGACCCAACAGCAAAUCUAAAGAGAUUGUAAUUCAUCAUUCUUUAAUUGCUUGGAGAGCCAUAGUGUAAGUUUGCGAUGGCUCAUGUAGACAUAAUAAGUAUCUAGUUGAGUUAGCAUCAGCUGCCUAUUUUGCUAAA
This is a messenger RNA of Quercus robur (English oak), 1890 nucleotides long. Its product is annotated as probable beta-1,3-galactosyltransferase 2. The coding region runs from base 319 to 1536 and encodes 405 amino acids. The record is from RefSeq and is a predicted model, not a curated record. Gene Ontology annotation, molecular function: hexosyltransferase activity. Gene Ontology annotation, cellular component: Golgi membrane. The transcript has 11 exons. Lineage: Eukaryota; Viridiplantae; Streptophyta; Magnoliopsida; Fagales; Fagaceae.